UCUGGAAGGCGAGUCCGGCCAUCUGGGGUUGCAGAGCUGUUGCACAACGUCACAAGGACAUCUGCAGACUCACCCGGGACGUGCCAGCCCCGAGCUGCCAGCACGCCCUGGGACUCUCCCUCCGAGGGGUGCACGCAGGAGAUAAACUGCAUUCCGUUGAGUCUGCAAAAUUGAGAGGAGUUGGGGUGACUAGGAAUCGAGCCACAGGUUUACUGAAGUAAAAAUGUCCAGAAAAAUCAAUGGCGGUUCUGUGGUAGAGAUGCAAGGAGAUGAAAUGACACGGAUCAUUUGGGAAUUAAUUAAAGAAAAGCUCAUUUUUCCCUUUGUAGAAUUGGAUCUGCACAGCUAUGACUUAGGCAUAGAGAACCGAGAUGCCACCAAUGACCAGGUCACCAAGGAUGCUGCAGAAGCUAUAAAGAAGUACAACGUUGGCAUCAAGUGUGCUACUAUCACUCCCGACGAGAAGAGGGUUGAGGAGUUCAAGUUGAAGCAGAUGUGGAAAUCUCCAAAUGGCACCAUCCGAAAUAUUCUGGGUGGCACUGUCUUCCGGGAAGCUAUUAUCUGCAAAAAUAUCCCCCGACUGGUGACCAGCUGGGUUAAACCCAUCAUCAUAGGUCGUCAUGCUUAUGGGGACCAAUACAGAGCAACUGAUUUUGUUGUUCCUGGUCCUGGAAAAGUAGAAAUAUCCUACACACCAAGUGAUGGAACUCAAAAGGUGACAUAUGUGGUACAUAAUUUUGAAGACGGUGGUGGUGUCGCCAUGGGCAUGUACAACCAAGAUAAAUCAAUUGAAGAUUUUGCACACAGUUCCUUCCAAAUGGCUCUGUCUAAGGGCUGGCCUUUGUAUCUGAGCACCAAGAACACUAUUCUGAAGAAAUAUGAUGGACGUUUUAAGGACAUUUUUCAGGAGAUCUAUGACAAGCAGUACAAAUCCAAGUUUGAAGCCCAGAAGAUCUGGUAUGAGCACAGGCUCAUCGAUGACAUGGUGGCCCAGGCUAUGAAAUCCGAGGGCGGCUUCAUCUGGGCCUGUAAAAACUAUGAUGGCGAUGUGCAGUCAGACUCCGUGGCCCAAGGUUAUGGCUCUCUUGGCAUGAUGACCAGUGUGCUGAUUUGUCCAGAUGGCAAGACAGUAGAGGCAGAGGCUGCCCAUGGGACAGUGACACGUCACUACCGCAUGUACCAGAAAGGACAAGAGACAUCUACAAAUCCCAUUGCUUCCAUUUUUGCCUGGACUAGAGGGUUAGCCCACAGAGCAAAGCUUGAUAACAAUACUGAGCUUAGCUUCUUUGCCAAGACUUUGGAAGAAGUUUGCAUUGAGACCAUUGAGGCCGGCUUCAUGACUAAGGAUCUGGCUGCUUGUAUUAAAGGUUUACCCAAUGUGCAACGCUCUGACUACUUGAAUACGUUUGAGUUCAUGGACAAACUUGGAGAAAACUUGAAGAUAAAACUAGCUCAGGCCAAACUUUGAGGUUCAUGCCUGGACUUAGGAGGACAAGUGCUUUUUGGUAACUAGGUCCACAGUUUACAUUUUUUUAUAUAUAUAUAUAACACUCAAGGGUAAAGACAAAAUCAGUUUUGUAAUUUGUUUAGAAGACAGAGUUGAUCUUUUCUAUACGUUUACAGCCUUUUAUUCUUUUUCAUACUGUUAUUGCCACCUUCGUGAAUGUGGCAGGGAACUUUUUUGAAAUUGUUUUAUUUUCUAGUAGCAGCCAAGGAAUUACUCAAAUCUAUUCAUAUUCACUUUCGCUUUUCCUCUUGUCCUAAUAUCAGUGACCAAAAUCAGAAGUGCUUGAAAGGGUAAACAACAGUCACAGUAUUGUUCCCUCAAGCCUGUUUUAAGAACAAACUCCCUCACUUUCCCUGCUGUCCUUGAGCAUGGGCACUGGGAUGUGUGGGUAUGACAGACGUCUCAUGUGUGAGGUCGUACUGUCCCCUGGGCUUGCUCAUGACUGGAAUAGAGAGAAUGGACCUGACUAAGCUUGCUGAGACACUGCAGUAGCCUUUGCAACAAGCUUAUUAAAUGUGCCCAAUAUUCUAAAUCUGUCUGAGGCCACUGGAAAGUUCAAAAUCUAGAAGAAAUUUGGCCUGGAAGUGUAUGUCUCUUCCUCCUCAAGCCUAGCUUGAGUAUUGUUUUACCCUCAACAACUCAUUUCAUCCAUGUGCAAUAAUGUCCCUCUGCACCUUUUCUUUAGGACUUCUGCUGGUCCAUUUCAUUUCUUUGAUAUAAAUGUGACUUUUCAGAAGUUGGUAUUAAACACUAUUCUAGUCCUGGUCUUCAUCUAAACUGUUAAUUUUAAUUAAAAUUAAGUACUAAUGAC
This is a messenger RNA of Jaculus jaculus (lesser Egyptian jerboa), 2318 nucleotides long. RefSeq names its product isocitrate dehydrogenase (NADP(+)) 1 (gene Idh1). The transcript is spliced from 10 exons. Gene Ontology annotation, molecular function: magnesium ion binding; NAD binding; isocitrate dehydrogenase (NADP+) activity. Bases 224 to 1468 code for a protein of 414 amino acids. Gene Ontology annotation, cellular component: cytosol; mitochondrion; peroxisome. The record is from RefSeq and is a predicted model, not a curated record. Lineage: Eukaryota; Metazoa; Chordata; Mammalia; Rodentia; Dipodidae. Gene Ontology annotation, biological process: isocitrate metabolic process.